Molecule: messenger RNA, 2174 nt
Organism: Phycodurus eques (leafy seadragon)
Lineage: Eukaryota; Metazoa; Chordata; Actinopteri; Syngnathiformes; Syngnathidae
Gene: lyrm1
Product: LYR motif containing 1
Exons: 5
Coding region: 136-501 (121 amino acids)
Cellular component (GO): mitochondrion
Source: RefSeq, a predicted model, not a curated record
UUAAAAUACAUUUUCUAAAGCGGUGGGACUGACGUCAGUAGCAUGCGACAACUAUUUGAGACACACGAGCCAGGCAGCUUCAUCUCAAAAGGAGCACUCAAACUCACUUUGCAAAGGUCCCAAUCGUGAGUCCAGAUGACGGCCUCCACUCAGAGGACGGUGUUGUCGCUCUACAUGCGGGUGUUUCGCAUUGCACGAACCUGGCAAGCCCAGAGUGGGGUGGCAAGUGACACGUUGGCCGAGAGGAAGUAUAUCAUUCAGGAGGCCCGCACUUUGUUCCGACAGAACCAGCAGAUGACCGAUCAAGAAUCAAUAAAGAAAUGUAUUGGGGAAUGCGAAGCAAGGAUAGAAAUAGGUCUACAUUACAGGAUCCCGUAUCCAAGGGCUACGUACCUGCCGCCACUGGGACUGGCCACUCAGAAAGGGAGGAAGCUGCGAGCACAGCAGCGCCUGAGGAAGCAGGCCAAGCCAAUUUAUUUGGAGUCACACGAGGAGACCUGAUGCUCGGUCCGCUCACGCCGAGCUACCAGAGAACGGAACUCGAGGGUGGCGUCACCAGCCCAUCCUGCGGGGCUGAUGUGUCACUGGCGCUCGAGGACCAUGCGUUAUUCACGAUCAAGACACUUCCAGUAUAUGUUUGUUAUUAUCUUCUCUUAACAUGCAUCAUCAUGCUGCGCCAUGUCAAGAACUAGUAUAUAUUCUAUAUUUGCAAUUAAUUUAUUAUUCUAUAUUUUUUAUUAUUUUUUGUAAAGGCAGUAUUAAACUGACUUGCGAGCGCGAAUGUCAUUUGAAACAUCAGACGUCACUGCAUAGCAAAUACUGAUCAGUUGGCUCACUUUUUAGAAGCAUAAAAAGUUUCUUUCGCACAUUUUGGAGGGCUUUGCAAUAAGACAUCAAUAGGGUCUUUUGGAUCAAGUGACAUGUUCGGCCACUAGAUGUCACAGCAUACCAAAUAUUUAGUUGCUUAGCGCACUUUAGAAACAAAAUUACUUCAAAGUGCUACCGGACUGGUCAGUUUUGAUUGGAUUAAAAAUGUAAAUAUCUACCCUUCAAAUUUUAGAUUGUGUCUAAUGAAGGUCUUUUUUUUUUUUUUUUUUUCCCUCCAUAUGAUCAUUAACGUCUCAUGGCAACAUAAUACAAAUAUGUUAUAACAUCAUUUGAUAAAAUGGAGCUACAGAUGCAGUUCCAAACCAGUCCCGUGACCCAUUUUUCUGCAUCCCAUAACUAGAUCAUGGGGGGUAUUCUUUUAUUUAAGGAUUCACCUGCCAGCAUUAUACCAGUUAGGAAAUGAUGAAUCCAUCCAAGCACCAUCCCUAGAUAGAGGAGAGUGAUCCAUCAGAGCCCAUUCAAGACCCGUCACUCUGGGUGCUUUAUUUAGGGGAUUCAUAGACAGACCCCGGGGGAAAUAUGGUGGACGAAGCAUCAAAAAAAAAAAAGUCAAAGCUAAAGAAUAAUGCAGGAGCUAUACAGUGAAUGUGAGAAGGUAAUUAGAGGCUUGCAAAUAGCCGAGUCGUCUCCUCAUCUUUCCCAGUUAACUUGCUUUAAGGAUUUCCAUGCAGAUCACAUUCUUAGUUGUCCAGACUACAUUUGAACUCAUCAUUAAAUAAAUAUCAAGUUUGGUUUCACUUUAGUGGCAUAAACAUGCCGUGCUCCUUCACUCCUGUCCCACUCACGCUUUGUCUCUCUUGCCUGGACGACUGGUACAUCUGAACAUAGAACAUUUUCCCACAGGAGUGCAAAAUGCACACAGAGGUCCAGCCGUGGUGUUGGGUCGCAGGGCGGCUACUUUUGGGUAACUCGAAGACGCCAUCAAAUAUUUAGCAGGCCUCCUUUUUGCAAACAAACAUAUUAGCUGUGUGAUUGACAAGUGGUCUGUUCUCAUGGCAUGACGGGGGAGAGCUUAGAGGGCGUGACAAACUCAUUGUUUUGUUGUUAUGGUUUCCCUCAGAUGACCGAUAUGACUAAAUACCAUAUAAAUGUAUAGUCACAGUUUUGAUUCGUUUCUACGUGAGUCCGUCGAAAUAUGUCUUUCCGUGAAACUGAUCCGUGGCAGAAAUGCUGGAAAAAAAUACCAAUGAUGUCAUCGAUUAAUCGACUUUGACUUGACUUUCAUCACAUUACAAUCUACCACAGAAAAUAUUUUGUUGUUCAACUCCUAUUAUACAACUUGUGUU